Messenger RNA from Rhincodon typus (whale shark), 2709 nucleotides. RefSeq names its product derlin 2 (gene derl2). Lineage: Eukaryota; Metazoa; Chordata; Chondrichthyes; Orectolobiformes; Rhincodontidae. Gene Ontology annotation, molecular function: misfolded protein binding; ubiquitin-specific protease binding. Gene Ontology annotation, biological process: endoplasmic reticulum unfolded protein response. Gene Ontology annotation, cellular component: endoplasmic reticulum membrane; Hrd1p ubiquitin ligase ERAD-L complex. The record is from RefSeq and is a predicted model, not a curated record. Bases 14 to 733 code for a protein of 239 amino acids. The transcript is spliced from 7 exons.
GGCCGCGCUGAAGAUGGCGUAUCAGAGUCUGCAGCAGGAGUACCUGCAGAUCCCCCUGGUAACGCGGGCUUAUACCACCGCCUGUGUGCUCACCACUGCUGCUGUGCAAUUAGAAAUAAUCACACCAUUCCAGUUGUACUUCAAUCCCGAGCUUAUAUUUAAACACUAUCAAAUUUGGAGAUUAAUCACAAAUUUCCUGUUUUUUGGUACAGUGGGAUUUAAUUUUUUGUUUAAUAUGAUAUUCCUAUAUCGAUAUUGCCGGAUGCUUGAAGAAGGGUCAUUCAGGGGUCGAACUGCAGACUUUGUGUUUAUGUUUCUCUUUGGUGGAUUUUUAAUGACUAUCUUUGGCUUGUUUGUCAAUCUAGUGUUCCUGGGUCAGGCCUUUACCAUUAUGCUCGUCUACAUAUGGAGCAGGAGAAAUCCUUACGUCAGGAUGAACUUCUUUGGGCUCCUUAAUUUUCAGGCUCCAUUCCUGCCCUGGGUACUAAUGGGCUUCUCAUUGUUGCUUGGGAAUUCAAUCAUAGUGGAUUUGCUAGGAAUCGCUGUUGGCCAUAUCUAUUAUUUUUUGGAAGACGUAUUUCCAAACCAACCUGGUGGGGGUCGGCUGCUCAGGACACCAAACAUUUUGAAAGUUGUUUUCGAUAUUCCGGAAGAAGACCCCAACUACAACCCGUUGCCCGAGGACCGGCCUGGGGGUUUCAACUGGGGUGAAGGACAGCGACUUGGGGGCUAGACUCAAAUCAACUGUAAGCAGCACUCACACUGCAGGGCUUCAAAGGAUAUAUUUGUUCUCUUUUGCCUCCCUACUGUUACCUGUCACCCUGGUUCAGUUCAAUAAAUGCCACCUUGCAGACUGCCAACGACCCACCAACCAGCAAGCACUUUCUGUACGAUGGAUACCUGUCAAAUCUCGAGGAUGAAUUACAAUUGGCCGACAGUGCCUGCAGCUUUGUCUGUUAUACUGGAAUCGCUGACGUUUCAAUGAGAUCUGUUCCAUCAAACUGGACAUCUGAGUGUUCACGUUAAUUGUCUCUUGGAAGAUCAAUCUUUGAAGUCACAUUCAUCUUAGUAGAAUGUGUAGCCAUAAUUUUUAUAUAACUGAUCGUUUUUAUGAGCAAUUGCUGACCGCUGUAGGAAUUCUUUUUACGAUGAAAACAGAACUCAACCCAUCAAACCUCACUGAACACGGAGAUCAAAUUUCUGAGCAAAAAGCCAGCAGAUGGAGUCCGAUCUAUUCUCAGCAGGAUUAAUGCAAGAAUAUGUUACCUAAGCACAGUCAACUUGCACAGUCUUUCCAUUGAUCUAUUUUGUCAGUCACACAUGUAGACAGCUAAGCCCAGUAAAUGUCAGUCGAGCCUCUAGCUAAUCAGUAUUGGUUAAACAGACCAACCCUUUGCUAUUGCACAUUCUUUCCAUGUUACAGGCUGGUGUCAGAUGACUGUAACCUGGUCAAACACAAAGAAACCUUUAGAUAAUUAACCACCAAUAAUCUGACAAUAUCUUCAGAACUUUUUCAGUGUUACGGUGCCUGGCAACUAGAUACCAUAAACCUGUGGCUAGAUCAAGGUAAAAAUGUGUUUGCUUGUGAUGUGUUAACUCUGAGAUUCAUAGUCCCACACAACACAACCCAAUGUAAGCAGCCCCGAAUAAUGAAGUGGGCAGGUAAACUUGCUUGCUGUCAGAAAUGAUUUGGUAGCAGGAGGCAGGCGUAUCGUGAGUAUUUCAGAUCCAUUGCAUGUAAUGGGAGGGUGAGAUGGUGUUUUCUGAAAAUUAAUUCUCUAUUAAAUUCUUACAAAUUAAUUAGCAGCACCCAAUUGUAGAGGGGUAUCUCAAUCAAAUUGCCUACAAAUCCAAAUACUAAGAAUGUCUGGUCUAUAUUACAACAGCCAGUUGGAUUAAUUCCAUCAAAUAAACAUGUAGAACACAAUGCUUGUGUUCACAAUGUGCCACAUUGGUCUUACUUGAGCGGGUGACCCACUGAGAGAAGCUGAUCGCAGGCUGGAGUUACUAACAUUUGAUUACAAAGCAGAGUUUUAAUUCCAAGGUCCAAGAUCACCACCUAGGAAAUGCUGUGAGCAUAGUGGGACUAACAGCAAAUAAACCAAAGGGCUGUGAACCAAGGGCAAUACUGUGAUCAUGCAGGGAGAUUGACAGGCUACCAAACUGCUUUCCUCAUACAAAAGCAAAAACAUUGCAGAUGCUGGAAAUCUGAAAUGUGAAGAUGCUGAAAAUAAUGAGCAGGUCAGGCAAAAUUUCUGAAGAGAGAAGGCUAAUAUUUCAGGUUGAUGAUGUUUCAUGGGAUAGUCUGGACACUGGGGAGAACUAAUGGUAUGUCGAUAUUUUAUGUUGUUUUGAAAACCUGUACACCAGUAAAUCACAGGCCUGUGCCUGGGUACUAAUGGGCUUGUACUGCAAAGUUUGAAACCUUUUAAUCAAUUCACAUUUGUGCCAAAUCUGAAGUACUUUAGAUGAUUCUAAUCAUAAAAUUUGACUCCCAUGAUCUGUGAUGAUUUGCUGAUUGUGAAGCUGUUAAGUAUAAUUUGUGUUUACAGCAGCUUGUCGAGUUUUGUUUCUACACAGAGCUACAUUCAGCUAGUUUCUUAACUCUUUCAGUGCAUUUGAUAGAGUGGACAGAAGUCUUGUUUUUAUCCUCUCUAGUCAUUUUAAUCAAAAUCUUUUGACAGGAAUUAAAUUAUUUCAGUUAAAUUA